Molecule: messenger RNA, 1489 nt
Organism: Syzygium oleosum
Lineage: Eukaryota; Viridiplantae; Streptophyta; Magnoliopsida; Myrtales; Myrtaceae
Product: B3 domain-containing protein At4g34400-like
Exons: 6
Coding region: 311-1117 (268 amino acids)
Molecular function (GO): DNA binding
Source: RefSeq, a predicted model, not a curated record
GAACAACCGAAAGAGACGUGUAACAACGUCACUCUCGUUGAAAUAGAGGAAAUUAUAAUCGAUGGGUAACCAACGCAUUGAUGGGCAGCAGACGACGCAGAGCCCCCUCCUCUGUUUUGACCAUAAAGCAAAAACCUCCAUGUCGACCACCAUUUUACCGGCGCACAUGGACCUUCGAACCUCGUUGUAGCCCAGGACGACAGAGGCAGAGACGACAAAGAACGGCCACUCCCAAAACAGGACGGAGACCGACGGCGUCGGAGAGUGAAACCGAGAGCCCUCCUUCCUGUUCGCGUGUUUUUUCUGGGAGAUGGAGAAUGCUCCGAGAAAAAUCCCAGAUUUCUUCAAAGUGUACAGGCCAGAACAUAGCUCUCAGAGAAUGCGCAUUCCUAAUGGUUUCCUGGCGCGGCUAGAUGGGCCACUAUCAGGAGAGAUCCUCCUGAGGCGUCGCAUGGGGCGGCAAUGGCGUGUGAAGGUGAUUUUGGAGGCACGGGAUGCCUAUUUUGAAGACGGCUGGCAAGAAUUUGUGCGGGACAACCUAGUCGAGAUGAAUGACUUUAUGGUUUUCUCCUAUCGGAGUCACAGUGUGUUCAAUGUUGUUAUCUUUGGGCACUCCGCGUGUGAGAAGAAAGAGUGCGCCCUCCCUGAGGAGGUAGGAGAAGGAUGUGAAGUCCGUGAGCGUGACGAUAAGGACUGCGAGGAGGAGGAACAUGAAGGCAGGAGGAAACGGUCCAAAAAAGAAGGGAUCUUUAGCAAGAGGAAAGCUGAUGAUGAAGAUCCUAUCGAUGUGGAGAGGUACAUCGACCCCAAAAAUCCGUAUUUCGUGACAAGGAUCCGAACUCUUAGAAAAGCUCGCUUGUACUUUCCAUACACUGUGCUAAACGAUUAUGAACUCGAGUUACCUCAAGCUGUUGAGUUCCAAGAUCCCACGGGGAGGACAUGGAGAGGGAGGCCUAAGGUGUGGAAAGAUGGCCGCAUCUGGAUCUGUGGCUGGGGGGCCUUAUGUCGCCAUAACAAUUUGAAGAAGAACGACCGGUGUAUAUGUGAGCUUCUGGAGAAAGGAGGAGUCGCCGGUCGCAUCAUUAAGGUUCACAUCAUAAGAGGCGACAAUACCUGAAAACCCCAGCUCGUGGCCCCCAAUCUGAUCUGGGACUUUGGCUAGUUUUGCAACAGAUCUGUUCUGGAGCCAACCCCACUCACCUUAUCCUUUCUCUAUCUCCCAUUCCUCCACAUACGAAGUCUCACUUUGCUUCCCUCCAUUUAGUUCUACAAGCUCAGAGAAAAAACCUCCACUUAAAAACAGGUAAUUGAACAUUCUCAACCAGAAAUAGGCACACCCAUUGUCUUCCCCAGAAAGGUCCUAGCUCUUCUCACUGCUGUGAAAUAUUCUCGAUUUCUAAUUAGACUGUGGAAUUCCAGGAAAUGGCGACCGCCUCUGCUACCAUCGCUCCCGAGGCACUCGCCGCCUCUGCCUCUGCCAUGAGCAAAA